CCUGUCAAUAAAUGACACUCGUGUGUUUAUGCAGUAAACUCACAUUAUUUAUUCCAAGUUAUGUAUAUAUGUACAUGUAUAAAAAAAAAAAAAAAAAAAAAAAAAAAAAAAAAACCUUGUGUUAAAUACUGACGAAAACCAAAAUAACAGCAGCACUCAAGUCUCCUCAUAAUAAAAGUCUUCUUUUCUUUUCUUUUCUUUCUUUCUUUCUUUCUUUCUUCCUCUUUCUUCUUGCUUUCUCUCUUUUGCUAUCGCCCUUGUUAAAUAUGACGCUUUCAUUUGCUCUUCCAAAAUUUUCUGGAUCAACACUAUUGCCUUCCUCAGAGCCAAUUAUGUUAUAUGAACCACAAUAUUAUGAAAAACAUGCUGGAAGAGCAAUGCAUAUUCAAUUAAUCCCUACAAGGCCUACUCCACCUUUAAAACGUAAUUGUAAACCACCUCAUAUAAUUAUACCAGAACCCAAUUUUGAUGAUUUAUUGUGCCUAAGUGAUGAUUAUUUUUCUCCUUGGUCUCCAAUGGAAGAAGAAAGAGAAGAUACUGAUAAAUCAGCUUCCACUUGUAUUCAUUUUUGGAAUUCCUCAUUAUAAUUCUCUUAUGUGUGUAUUUUUGUAUUAUAAUUAUUUUCACACACAAUCCAUUAUUUGUACGAGGAGAAGGGCCCCCCCCUCCUUCCUUUGUUAUUAUCAAAAAAAAAAAAUCACGCAUACGCAUAUAUAACACAAGACUCAAUUAUGUAUAUUUCAUACACAUAAAUGUAUUUAUAUAAAUCAAAUAAUAUUAGUUUCUUCUAUCUUUAAUCACAUGAAAUAUAUGUAUCUUUUUUUUUUCUGUAAUUGUUUAUUGCUUGCGUUCAAAAUA
Cokeromyces recurvatus is the source of this 858-nucleotide messenger RNA. RefSeq lists its product as uncharacterized. The transcript has 2 exons. NCBI's taxonomy places the organism in Eukaryota, Fungi, Mucoromycota, Mucoromycetes, Mucorales, Mucoraceae. The coding region runs from base 267 to 587 and encodes 106 amino acids. The record is from RefSeq and is a predicted model, not a curated record.